Prunus armeniaca (apricot) is the source of this 348-nucleotide messenger RNA. The record is from the annotation of a GenBank genome assembly. Lineage: Eukaryota; Viridiplantae; Streptophyta; Magnoliopsida; Rosales; Rosaceae.
AUGGUGGAAACUAGGGCACAGGCAAAGCUCAAUAACAAAACAGUCGAAAUGACUUCCGAGGCUCCUGAGUCCACCUCACCAAUCACUAUCACCGAGACCGAACACGCGGUCGGAAUCUCGGCCAGCGUUCCAAUAACGACGGAUCGUGCGGCCGAGUCCAUAGAAGAGCAAGUAGUAGUGGAGGGUCUGAUGGCUAGGCAGGCCUACAGGAUAGAGACAUCCUUUAUGGAGAGGAUGCCGGUAACGUUGUCUGCGACGCGUCCCAGAGCCGGACAGAGAAGCCAAGAGAGCGAGAGGUUUGAGCCCUACGGCGAAAGCAGCAGCCUCGGCGCCUCUGGCUGCACCUAA